CGUUUUGCAGCCCUGGCAACCGGGCUGGCUCUGUUUUGCUAAAAAUUUGCCGGCAAUGGAUGCGCAGUGCGCUGCUGCUGCUGUGGAAAACGCUGCCUCUUUUCCGACUGCUCUCGAACAUUCCUCCGGAAAAACGAGAUAACUCGGACGAAGUUGGAAGUUGCCUGAGCCGAACUUUCGAAAGAUGCGGAGUACGACCAGAGCAGCUGAUAGUGGUGAUUCAAAGAGGGAAAACGAAAACGAGUUAUUCCAAGACAAAGGCGUUGUCGAAAUGCCACCAAUAGAGGGCUCCCAGAGGCAGGUCAACAAGAAGCUGGUGGAGCUGCUCCUAACGGAGGCAGAGGAGACUGGUGCCAUAUUCACGGAAAACAAUGCAUCCUUUGAAAUUUCCACCAACUGGGAAAGUGCUGUUGAUGAAGAAAUACUCGAAGAUGAAUGGUUUGAUGAAGAAUGCAAAUGCCGCACUUGCUCCCAAUACUUGAUGCUGGACGACACUGUCAAGGAUCUCUACGAUAAGCGCAACAUUGAGCUUCUUCAUCACAUAAAGGUCGUCACAGGCGUAUGGAUACAAACAGGAGUGGAAGGAUUAGCCCAUCAUAUAUGUGAAUGUUGCCAGGAAACUCUUAAGAAAGCCAUCGAAUUUCGUAAUAAUUGCAUACAAGCCAAUGUAGAAUAUAACCAAAUCAUACAGAAGGACACAGGGCAAGGGUUUGAAAUCUGUGACGAAAUAGAGCUGGAAAAUGUACUCUACGAGGAAUCAUCUCAAUAUAUACACAAGGCUUCAGGAACGGGAUUAUCCGAUCUUGAAUUCGGCUCCGAUAACGAAGACGAUUUCCUACUACCCAAGGACAAGACCUUACCAGAAAAGGGCAUCCUUCCAGUUAAAGAAACAGGAAAGCAGACUUCGAGGGAAAGGGAGCAUGUUUGCCGUGAGAUUGCCAGCAUUACCAAAUGUAAAACCAAAGAGGAAAUUGGCAAGAUAGAUAUCGGGGCCGAGGUAUAUAAGGUUGUGCUAACUGAAUGCAAACGCGAGGAGGAAACAAAGCCCUCUGAGCAGGGGGGUACGCCAAAGUAUUCGCUGGCAGUGCCUAAGCGAAAGAAACCCAAGAAGACCCUAGAGGAGCAAAAGAACCUUCGACGGUUAAAACAUUUGGCAAAACCGUUCAGUUAUGUCUGCGACAAAUGCGGCCAUUCGUUCCGCAUGCCGGACCAGCUUCAGAUGCACCUACUCCGCCACAACCAAACCAAGAACUUUGUUUGCCCGGAGUGCCCAAAGAAAUUCUACAAUUCCUAUCUGCGAAAUAUGCAUCUACGAGUGCGGCAGGGGGAGAAGCCAUGGUCUUGUAAUCACUGCAGCGAGUCUUUCACCAAUGCAACUUGUCGGCAAAAGCACGAGAGGGAAGUUCAUGGGGUAGGACCACGCAUCAGCAUGAAUCGCUCGGAACAAAGGCAGCUGAAAGCCCUGAAGGAGGAGACAAACGACGGUCGGCACCAAUGCAAACUGUGUGCAAAGACUUACUCUUCGAAGCGCACACUGGCUUGGCAUAUGAACUCCCAUACCGGCGAGAGGCCCCUUAAGUGUAAGGUCUGUGCUAAAGGCUUUGCGGGACCAGCUGCCCUUAGGCGCCAUGAAAUGACCCACGAUAAGUUGCCGUUUCAUUGUGAGAUCUGUCUCAAGGGUUUCCUUCUGCGCUGCCAGCUCAAGGAACAUCAGGUUGUACACACAGGAGAUCGACCAUUUUGGUGUGAGAUCUGCGACAUAUACUAUAGAUUUAGACGCAGUUUAGACAAACACAACAAGAGCGACGCGCACAAAAACAAAGUGUUGACCACUCAAAUAGAGGAAAUCGAAGAAUUUCCGAGUGCAUUUACAGAUAUAUUCGACUUUAACACCGAUUUUUCAAAAAAUAACGUGUUCCUAACUCAGGAAGAGGAAAUCGAUGGACUUCAGCUUACGCUCGGUGAAUUUUUAAGUUGCUAAAUCACUUACAUGUUUAUAUACAAAUGUAUUACACGAGCAGAUCCUGAAUUUUUUAAUCUCAAUAGCACGAGCUAGCUAAAAACUCAUGAAGAGUAAAACUGAAAGUCAUAGGAAUAAUUAAUUCAUAAAAUAUGGAAUCUCAAAUGGUAUAACACUUAAAUGUAAAAGACUUAACGCACAAUAGGGAUGUGCCAAAUACUCAAGAAGAGCUGAACGAAUUGUCAUAUAUGCAAUCUCAUUUAAAUAUUAAUGUACUUAAGUAAAAAUUUACGUACUUAAAACUGUUGUAGACAUAUUUGUCCACAAUAAAGAAUAUCGAACUGAA
Molecule: messenger RNA, 2306 nt
Organism: Drosophila serrata
Lineage: Eukaryota; Metazoa; Arthropoda; Insecta; Diptera; Drosophilidae
Cellular component (GO): nucleus
Molecular function (GO): zinc ion binding
Source: RefSeq, a predicted model, not a curated record